UGUGUGGGGAAUCAGUAUAAAAAUCUGACACUGCUACAGUCAGAGUGUAUUUUACCUCUCAGUGUUGACCUGGAGUGAGAAGGUGUCUCAUCAUGAAGCGGCUCUUAGUGUUCACAUGUGCGUGCUUCAUUCUGUCUCAGAGCUACGCAGCGCCAGUCCAUAAAGAUGUUAUAGAUCAUCCUGAAGAUUCCCAUUACAGUGCCAAGUAUGACCGCUGUGAGGGCAUCGAAUUUGAUGCCAUAGCCCCUGAUGAGAAAGGAAGCGCACUCUUUUUUAAAGGUGACCAUUUAUGGAAUGGGUUUUCAGGCUCUGCUGAGCUUGCAAAUCUUACAUUCCAGGAAUUAGAUGAAUAUCAUCACCUGGGUCAUGUGGAUGCAGCCUUCCGCAUGCACAAUAAAGACGAGGAAGACAACAAGCACCAUGACCAUGUUUUCUUCUUUCUGGAUGACCAAGUCUUCAGUUACUACAACCACACUCUGGAGAAAGGCUUCCCUAAGGAGAUCCAGCAGGUGUUCCCAGGUGUUCCCAGUCACCUGGAUGCAGCAGUGGAGUGUCCAAAAGGAGAGUGCACCACAGACUCGGUCCUGUUCUUCAAGGGACAUGAUGUGUACAACUUUGACAUCAAGACAAAAACUGUGAAGAAUAAGACAUGGGAUCACUUGCCUGUUUGUACAUCUGUGUUCCGCUGGCUCGAGCACUACUACUGUUUCCAUGGUCACAACUUCACUAGAUUUCAUCCCUUGUCUGGAGAAGUUGAAGGGAAUUAUCCCAAGGAUGCUAGACGCUACUUCAUGAAAUGCUCAGAUAUAGGUCACGGGGCUGGGCACAGAAGGCCUCAAUGUAAACUUGAUGCCAUCACCACAGACAGCACUGGCAAAUCAUAUGCAUUUAUAGAGAAAAUGUACAUUAGAUUGGACACACUUCGUGAUGGCAUUCAUCCCUUCCCUAUUGCAAGAUCAUGGAAGGAAGUUUCAGGACAUGUAGAUGCAGUGUUCUCGUAUGGGGACAAAAUUUACAUCAUCCAGGGUGAUCAAAUCUAUAUCUAUAAAUCAGCAGCACAUUACACACUCAUAGAGGGCUAUCCUAAACCGCUAAAGGAGGAGUUGGGCAUCGAAGGACCUGUGAACGCUGCGUUUGUAUGUGACAAACAUGUUGUACAUGUUAUACAAGGUCAAAAAAUGCUUGAUAUUGAUCUGGAAGCAACCCCCAGAGCUGUGAUGGCCGAGUCUCCGCUGCCCUUCCCAAAGAUUGAUGCUGCUACAUGCCACACUGAUGGUGUGAAAGUGUUUGUUGGUGGAAAAUACUACCUGUACCAGAGCCCGAUACUGCUUGCAACAAGCAAGAUUUUGCCAGAACCCCACAAUAUGUCAUCUGAAAUGUUUGGCUGUGAAGAGUAAAAGCUUCACAUGAGAUGUAAAUGCUGUUCAGUCAAAUUUACUACUCUGAAUAAACAUUUCAGGUCAUAUCUGUUA
Messenger RNA from Tachysurus vachellii, 1472 nucleotides. It is a transcript of the gene hpxb, whose product is annotated as hemopexin b. Bases 93 to 1397 code for a protein of 434 amino acids. Lineage: Eukaryota; Metazoa; Chordata; Actinopteri; Siluriformes; Bagridae. The transcript is spliced from 10 exons. The record is from RefSeq and is a predicted model, not a curated record.